Molecule: messenger RNA, 1320 nt
Organism: Candidozyma duobushaemuli
Lineage: Eukaryota; Fungi; Ascomycota; Pichiomycetes; Serinales; Metschnikowiaceae
Product: putative RNA methyltransferase
Exons: 1
Coding region: 1-1320 (439 amino acids)
Source: RefSeq, a predicted model, not a curated record
AUGCUCAGACUAGGUCUUAGAACCUGCCGGAUCCCCCGGUCUCGAGGCCCAAUUCCGAAAGCCUUUCUCCAACUUUCGGUAAGGCCUUAUUCCAAAACGCCAUUUCCUGUGGACUACAAAAAGGUACAGGAAGAAAGAGCCAAACAGAAGUUACCCAAGUACAAGCAGUGGGCUCUCUAUUUCCAGACAAAUGAGUUCAAAAGAUCGAUGACUAAGUACUACGUCCUGAUGUUUGGUGUCAUGCUUGUGGCCAUGUACUACUAUAUGAGAGACAGGUGGUACGAGGAUCAGCAGAUUAAGCACAUCAGAGCCAAGUACGCUGAGGACCCGGCUUCUCUUAGUGAGUACGAGUACUUGAAGCUCAAAAAGCUCACUGGAGAUAAGUUGAAACCUCGUGAAGAAAAGAAGUUCAAAUUGUACCUGAUGAUGAGAAAAGAGUUCAGGAGAAAGAAUAUUUUUGAUACCAAUGCGAUGUUCGAGCCCACGCCUGCUGAGUUAGACGAGUGGUACUCGAAACAAGCUAAAAAAACGACUAAGACGGCUAUUCCCGAGGAAGACGAGGAAAGAACAAAGAUCUCUAAUUCGUCCAAUCCCGGUAUUGUACCUCCACAAGACACCACUGAGUUUUUCGAUGAAAAGGCCGAGGAGUAUGACAGACAGAUCAAGUGGGAAGAAAGAGGUGUGAUGAUGGGCAGAAGAAGAAAAUGGUUGAUGCAGCAGAUCGAAGGUGACGUUCUCGAAGUCUCAUGCGGAACUGGCAGAAACAUUCCUUACCUCAAUUUGGAGUCCAUAGAUUCCAUCACCUUCACAGACUCGUCGAAAAAGAUGGUGGAAGAGACAGAAAAGAAAUUCAAAAAGGCGUUCCCUGGAUUCAAGAAAGUGGCCUUCGUUACAGGAAAAGCCGAGGAGUUGGCCGGUUUGGCAGAAUCUAACAACGUGAGAUAUGAUACCGUCGUGGAAGCCUUUGGAUUGUGUGCCCACGAAGACCCCAUUGCAGCUCUCAAAAAUAUGGCCAAGCUUUUACGCCCUGGCGGCAGAAUCGUUCUUCUUGAACACGGUAGAGGAAACUGGGAUAUGUUGAACAAUCAUUUGGACUUCCGUGCCGAGAAGAGAAUGAAGACUUGGGGCUGCCGCUGGAACCUAGACAUUGGCGAACUUAUCGAUGAUGCUGGCUUGGACAUCACAUACGAGAAAAGAGUCCACCUCGGAUCAACCUGGAUGUUGGUGUGUAAGAAGCCCGAGGACAAGCUCCGUACCGACGAAAAGCCGUUCAUCAAUAAAUUGAUGGGCACAGAUGCCCCAAAGGUGAAGAAAGAUUGA